Molecule: messenger RNA, 2543 nt
Organism: Mercenaria mercenaria
Lineage: Eukaryota; Metazoa; Mollusca; Bivalvia; Venerida; Veneridae
Product: probable methyltransferase-like protein 24
Exons: 6
Coding region: 946-1851 (301 amino acids)
Source: RefSeq, a predicted model, not a curated record
AGACCCCAAGUGCCCCUCCGUGCAGUAUUUCAUCACGAGCGGGCACCCGGGUAGAACCACCGACCUUCCCUAAGCCAGCUGGAUGGCUUCCUCACAUGAAGAAUUCAACGCCCCGAGUGAGGCUCGAACCCACAUCGAUGAGGGGCAAGUGAUUUGAAGUCAGUGACCUUAACCACUCGGCCACGGAGGCCCCACACCACAUGUUUGAUGUUCAAACCCUGUGCACUUGGACGCUACACUUUCCUCUUUGGUUUUGUCCGACGGGACUGACGGAAGACCCUUUGCAAUCCCACUCGGACUGAGCUACUUUCAUAUCUGUCUUCUGCUCAAUGAUGGUUCUAUCUUUUACAACUGCAAAUACUUCAUAGUAUCGGCCGUUCGGUUAAGUUCAAACGUAUAAUGGAUGGACUUUCUUUCUUUCUCUUAUCAGUAAGGGAUUCAACUGACGCGUAUACCAUCAACUACAUUGAUUAGGGUUGGUCUUUUUCCACUGACCGUACUUUAUUCCUGUAUGAUCAGUGAGUGUAUCUGUCUGUUUCGGUCUCUAUGUACUAGUAUAUUAUCUACGUUGUCUGUAUAUUUUCGUGUAUAUUUGUAUGACAAACACACCUUUGAAGGUAAAUGUCCGUUCUUUUUUUUUUUUUUUUUUUUUUUUUUGUUACCACUGUUCUUCGUUCUCGUUUUUAUUGCCUGAAAUUUGCCACCGGUAAAACAUGCAGGACAAUUUACUUGGCCUAAUCUAAUGUGGACAUAGAUCUGAAUUAUUUUAGUUUUACAUUUAACCGUUUAAAUAUUCCCAAUAGAAGAAAAACAUUAUUUGUAUAGCUAUAGUGAAAAAAAGAUUUCGAAUAGGAGUGGCAUUUAGGUUAAGUGAAAAUGGUGUAUUAAUUUGGGUAUGAUUUAAGCACUCGAUACUAAAUGACAGAACUGCAAUGAAUAUUUAAAAUGCUUUUCAGCAAUUCUAAUUAUAAACUAAUUUCUAUCUUGCUCGUUAUUUUAAGCACAACCUGUCUUCUUUACAAUUUACAUUUUAAUUCACCAUGGCAGAGACAUCAAAUUCUCCGGACAAAUGCUACCUCGGUGAGACCAGCUGAAGACAAGUUUGUAUGCAGGCGCAAAGUAGAGGAGAAGAUAUUCCUUCUGGCCGAUGAUGACACUCUAAUGCGUAUGAAUCAAAUUCAGUUAAUGGAGAUGUAUUGGAAAUACAUUAACACACUGCAAGUCCUGUGUCGAAAUCAAAUAAGACUAGGGUCAAUGAAAGAUGGUGGAAAAGAGAUCUGUUUGGAUGGAAUUUAUAAACCUCGUCGUCCUUGUCUUGUGUAUUCGUUUGGAUCGAAUUUUCAAUUUGAUUUUGAACUGUCCGUUAUACGCAAUUUCAAAUGUGAAGUGCAUACAUUUGAUCCGAGUCAUCCAAUAAAAAAUCUGCGUUUCCCUCCUGGAAUAAAUUUUCAUCUUACCGGGCUUUGGAACAGCAGUAAGACAAAUAAAUACGGCUGGAAAAUGAAAUCCUUGGAUGAUAUUAGAAGGAAACUAAAUCAUGAAAAAAGAGUUAUAGAUGUACUCAAGAUUGAUGUAGAAGGUGCCGAAUGGAACGCACUUCCAGAUAUGUUCCAGUCAGGUGUUCUGAAAUACGUAAAACAAUUGAGUAUAGAAAUACAUGUCGGAGAAAGAAACGUGGGCGAUGUAUCUGUUUCACAACAAAUUAAAAUUUUAAGACGUUUAUAUGAACAUGGUUUUCAUAUCUUUAUGCAAGAACAUAAUUUAUAUUCCACGAGGCGCUUUAAAUACCCAUAUCCGUUCAUCACAACGGUAAAUGAAAUAUCACUUAUUAACGUGAACUGGAAAGCAUGACAUUUCGAUUGCUGGAAAAUUUUAUUUCCUGGGCCAACUCAUUUGCAACGUUGCUUUUACAGGUCUCAUUAUAUGUUGAAUACAACAUCACUUUUAGGUCGUGCGUUCAAGCCCCCGCUUUUCUAAUUAAAAGCACUAACUUUGGGACAAGAGUCCUUACACCUGGCACGAUAAAGAUCAAGUUUUUAUUUAUUAUUCUUCUCGGUAUAACAAUAAAAUGAUGUUUAUACUAAAUUAUCAAUACAUUUGUUAUCUUAACCUGCUCUUGGGGGAGGGCCGUCACUACUGCUAAAGAAAAAAAAGCCUGUGGCCCAACCAUUUUGCUUCUCACUUAAAUGUAACUGUUACUUUACAUGCUUUUUGAAACUUUCGUUUUUCUAUGUUAAAAUAAUGCAUGAAUUAUAGUGUAUUAUAAACACGUAUCAAUAAUAUAUAUAGCAGUUUGAUACAUGUAUGUAAUACUACAAACAUAUCAAAGGAUGAGAUGUAGACCUUUUGUACAGUGUAUCCUACCAAUUUUCCAAUAAAUAUAUUAGCGUAAAAAGUUCUUAAUAAUUACGUCGACAAAUGUAUUAAGUUUGUUCAGUACAGUUAUAUUUGUGCUAGAAAACAAUUCUUCCAACUUGAAAACGUUCGUAUUAACAUAGUAAUAGCGUUUCAAAUACUUUUCUUUCAUUAACACAUUUUUGGCA